AUGGACAGCCCGGACCGCGUACUCGAUAACCUCCGAGAUAUCCUGGGAUGCAGCGGUCUAAGGGACUUCCAAGACCUCGCCAAAAUGAGACUGGACACGCUCCACGGUCGAAUCGGAGCCGUCAAUCAUAGGCUCUCACGACACAAUGUCAUAUCCAUCUGCAUCGGUUGGCUUCAGACCAAUGUCUUGCAAGACCCGUCUUCCCUACUCCCAAUCAAGAAUUGGUGCUCCGCCUUGGUAGACCAGCGAUGCAAUGGAGAGGACGUGCUUCAUUUUUGGCAGUAUUCUCUGGAUCACACGUGGCUCUACCAUAGACGAAACCGUCAAGGGCCACUAGAACAAAUGAACAGGCUUUAUGGUGAGAUUAAGAGGUAUUUGUAUGAAGAUGAAUCUUCUCUCGAUGGGAAGCCAAUGGUUAGUCCUAGUUCUAAUCCGCGAGGCGCACUCUUGGGGAAGACUAUGGAUAACUAUGAUGAGGUACCUCCUAGGGGGGAAGGUGCUGGACAAUUUGUUACAGCGAUAGGUUGCGCAGAGAAGACAACCAAUCUGCCCUCGAGGCCCAGUGAGGACGAGGAUGGUGUCUCCAGACACCAGACAAAAACCUCGGGCUUAGACAAAACGGAGGCCCUCAAUGAGCGGAAGCAUGACCUUCAAGAUCAUACCAUAAAGGGUCUCCAGAAAAAGGGGGCGCAAAAAGAGGCUGCCCAGACAAAAGGCGCCCGAAAGAAUUUUGCAUCUCCCAAGGCUCCAGCAGUUCCAAGCUUGGCCAAGCCUCUUGCGAAAGAUAUCUGUCGGAGAUGUCACACCGCAGGGCAUGCUUUCUCCAAUUGUCCCACCAUCAAUGACCCGUCAUGGGAUCCUCCUCCGCAUCCGAGAUAUAGGAGGAGACCAAGUUUUGUCUCAAGAGGAAAUUCGAUGCGAAAAUUGCCCCUGGGAAAAACCGCAAUGGAGCUGUGGCAGAACAGCAGUGACCUGAUUGAAUUUGUUUCUCGAGCCGAAAAUGAGGCGCCUUUGGUCGUUAUCAAGCUGGAAGAGAGUCACGGCGCUAGUGACGAUUCCAGGGCGAUCGAGGGCAUUUAG
This is a messenger RNA of Metarhizium album ARSEF 1941, 1080 nucleotides long. RefSeq lists its product as uncharacterized. The coding region runs from base 1 to 1080 and encodes 359 amino acids. The record is from RefSeq and is a predicted model, not a curated record. The transcript has 3 exons. Lineage: Eukaryota; Fungi; Ascomycota; Sordariomycetes; Hypocreales; Clavicipitaceae.